Molecule: messenger RNA, 3210 nt
Organism: Trichosporon asahii var. asahii CBS 2479
Lineage: Eukaryota; Fungi; Basidiomycota; Tremellomycetes; Trichosporonales; Trichosporonaceae
Exons: 5
Coding region: 1-3210 (1069 amino acids)
Biological process (GO): intracellular signal transduction; peptidyl-serine phosphorylation
Molecular function (GO): protein serine/threonine kinase activity; ATP binding
Source: RefSeq, a predicted model, not a curated record
AUGGUCUCGGUACCGUACAAAAUCCCAUUGCCUGCCUCUCCGCCACCGACACCGCCAAGGGAGGAUCUCGCGACUGUUACAGCGGGUGCGGGUCGGACAACAGAGACAUCGUCUUCGGCGGCCCCUAAGAAUAUGUCGUCCACAUCAUCCCUCUCUCAGACCGCUGCCAACGCCGGCAAGGCUGCCAAGCACCUGAGCAUGAUGCGCAGUGCGGGUAUUCCUUCUCCCGACGUCUCGCGGGAUAGCUGCGACGAUAGCUACAGAUCCGACCACGUCAGGAAGCUUCCGAAGCUGAAUGACUUUGAGCUGAUCCGUGUUCUCGGAAAGGGCUGCGCAGGAAGGGUGCUUCUUGUCAAGCAUGCGGGUACGACUCGCGUGCACGCGAUGAAGGCCAUCUCCAAGCGAGCAGUGCUGGCAAACGACGAACUCGACCACACACUCGCGGAGCAGCAGAUCCUCAAGCACUUUGCAGCCGACCGCCGCAACCCGUUCGUGUCCCGGUUAUAUUACUCCUUCAGUGACAAGGAGAACUUCUACCUCGUGAUGGAGUUCUACCCCGGAGGAGACCUCGCGACACAAAUGGAGAUCCACGGCAUCCUUGGGCCCUUGCGAACGCGAUUCUAUACCUGUGAUAUCGUCGCAGGCAUUCUCGUUCGCGAUCUCAAGCCCGAAAACAUUCUCCUCAACUGGCAUGGCCAUGCUGUGCUCGCCGAUUUUGGACUGUCGAAGAGCUUCGGAUAUCGUGGCGACCCCAUACCGGUCAAGCUUCCUGCCGAUUACAUCGAGGGGAAGGGCAUUCCGCCAGUGUACGCGGGCAAGGGCUUCGGCUCGUACCGCAAUGGCGAGCUAACCUGGGAUCGUGCUUACUCAUUCGUUGGAACGCAAGAGUAUCUCGCACCCGAAGUGAUCAAGCGCAACCACUACACCUACGCCAUCGACUGGUGGGCCUUGGGGUGCAUCGUGUGCGAGUGCCUGACGGGUCGCGUGCCCUUCCGUGGCCACGACGAUGAGAGCAACGCUGAGCUGUACGAGCGUGUCAUCAACUCCCGAUGGGACGCCAUGUACCGCGGUGAGACCAAGCCGAGGAGCUACUUGAAAGAGCGCUACCGCAUCGACAGCACCACCUACGACUUUAUCGACGGCCUCCUGCAAAAGGAACCAAUGUUCCGUCUGACAGAACCUAGUGUGAAAGUGCAUCCGUACUUCACCAACGUUGACUGGGCUACAGUCGACAAAGGUGACUAUCAGGAUCCUUUCCAGCUUGAAAUCAACCCUGUCGCCGAGUACAAUACGCAGUUCUUCCCCCGUCUGUGUCUUGAGGAGACACCGACGGUGGACAUGACUGGACACGACUACGGCAGAGACUCCGACCGCGAACAGAGCCCACUCAAUAGCGACGAGGUCUACGCUCGUGUGCAAGCCGAGUUUGCAAAGGAACUGGAGUCGUUCGACUGGACGUGCCAGGACUACGAGCUGGAAGACGACGUCUCCGACAUUGCUGAGGACAGCGAGUUCGCCCUCUCCGAGGACGAAAGCGAGGACGAGCCUGUCGACGCCGAGGAGCAGGUGGCCGUGCCGAGAAGUCACUCAGCCACUGAUUCCGAACCCCAGCCGGUUAGCAACGCAACAGCCAGCAUCCGUGACUCUCCCGAACCAGUUCCCAUUGAAGAGCCUGUGUCUGCUGAGAUUGAGACGACUCCUCAACCCCCUCAGCAACCACUUGUCCAGCAGGUCGACAUUCCAGUGGAGAGCUCGCCUUCUGCCCCUGUCAUUCCUGAAGAACCCGCGCAGCCCAUGGUCGAGUCACCUGUCACAGCCAUGGAGACCGUGCACGAGGAUGCGCCUCUGUCUGUGACAACUGUCACAACACCUCCACCUGCGCCCGCGCCCCCUGUCGCACGUGUGGCUUCAACUUCGUCGAAGGAUGCUUCUCCCGACGCUCCUUCCAUCAAGCUUCCGCCUAUCGACGCUCUGGGUAUUCGCACUACCCCUGCUCCCGAGCAGUCCACUGUGCAGCCUGGCGACAUUACGAUCAGUCAGGAUCAGUACCUCAACGUGCGCCUGCCUUCCGGUCCUCCCUCGAGCGGCCUCUCAGUGUCGGACGUCAUUUCCGUUCCUUCGCCUCAUCAAGGCAGCCCGAACCUCCUCAUCCGGCGUCACCGCCACCUCCCUUCGAUCGACCGUGUCAAUCAACGUCUGUCUGUUGACUUAGGCGGCACGUUCGCUCAGCUUGGUGAUGAGGACUGGGAGCAGCUAGACAGCCGCAAGAUUCCGGAAGCUGUCAACGGCGCGAACGCUGCUGGCCAGACCUACUCUCGCUUUGCCCGUGGUCUUGGCUCGGUCCUCGGUCGGCGGCCGUCAUCGCGUACUGGUGGUUUGCGCACUCCUUCCAUGAGCGUACGCUCAGGUCUGCGCAAGAGCGUUACGACCUCCGAGUCUGAGACUGACCAGGAUCUGGAGCGCAGCCCUGGCGGCAAGACUAGGUCGCCGCUGUUCGCUGCUCGAGGUGUCGAGAACACGAAACGAGUCUUUGGUCGCAUCAAGGCGUUCCCGCCAUCAAAGCGUACUGGCCACGACCCGUCCCGAUUGUCUGCUCGCUCGCCACCCACGGUCCACUCGGCCAUGCCAUCGGCCACUCCUUCAGCCACCCACUCCGCAGCCCCUUCUGCCACCCACUCCCAAUCCCCUUCCUCGUCACCCUCCCCUGUCGGCUCCAUUCGUGGAGUCGCUCCGGUCGCCGGCCUGGUCAUCCCCUCAUCACCGCCGACGCUCGCUGCGCCUCUCCCGAUCACCACAACUGCUGCGCUUCCGCCGUCCUCAAACGCUGCCACUGCGUCCCUUGUGGCUUCUCCCUCCACUACGUCUGUCGAGACCCCUCGCCUGAAGCGCGGAGGGUCAUUACGCGCCGACCCUGCCUCGAAGCGGAGCUCUAUUGUCUCUGCCUUCAGCCCCGGCGGUAAGCGUAUCGUUCGGUCGGGAAGCGAGUUCAACUUCUUCUCCAAGCCCAAGGGCCGUACGCAAAUGGAGCGUACCGUCUCCGAGCGCAACCCGAAGGCUCCCGCCACGGCUCCCACGACUGCUCCCGGCAGCCCUGGAGCCACCUCUGACAGUACGUUGAGCGCCGCAAGCGCCAGCUCCGUGCCGCGCAUCGAGUUACAGCCUACCCCGCCCAUCGUGUGGGGUUUGGAGCUCAACACUGAGAAGGCUUAA